Molecule: messenger RNA, 1308 nt
Organism: Malaclemys terrapin pileata
Lineage: Eukaryota; Metazoa; Chordata; Testudines; Emydidae
Product: interferon-inducible GTPase 5-like
Exons: 1
Coding region: 1-1308 (435 amino acids)
Cellular component (GO): membrane
Molecular function (GO): GTP binding; GTPase activity
Source: RefSeq, a predicted model, not a curated record
AUGAGGGUUUCAGCGGUUCAGCAUUCCCAGGAACUCAGACAAGAACUGGCUUUUCCCUCUGUAAGACAGGGGCUGCAGCAGCUUGCCAGAGCCGACAUGGCCUCACAGAGCAGUGAGGACAUCAUCAAGCUGUCGAGGGAGGAGCUGGAGGCCCUGAAAGCUGCCUUUGAGGAGGGGAACCUCGCCGGAGUAGCCUCCAGGCUGCAGGAAAUGUUGGAGUCGCUGGAGAGCAUCCAGUUGGAUGUGGGCAUCACGGGCGAGACCGGCUCCGGGAAGUCGUCCUUUGUCAACGCCCUGCGGGGCCUGGGCGAUGAGGAUGCAGGUGCCGCCCGCACCGGUGUGGUGGAGACCACCAGGGAGCCGACUCCAUACCAGCAUCCCUGGUACCCCAACGUGACCAUCUGGGACCUGCCGGGGAUCGAUACACCCGAUUUCCACCCCGAUGCCUACCAGGAGCAGGUCGGCUUCUCGCGCUACGACAUCUUCUUCAUCAUCGCCUCGCAGCGCUUCACCGCCAACCACGCUGCUCUGGCCUGCCACAUCCAGGCCAUGGACAAGAACUUCUACUUUGUCCGCUCCAAGGUGGAUGUAGACCUGGAUUCCUCCCUCAAGCGCCGGCCAUCCAGCUACAGCGAGGUGGGGGUGCUGCAGGAGAUCCGACAGAACUGCCUGGAGGGUCUGCGGGCCCAAGGCAUCCACUCGCCCCAAGUCUUCCUCCUCUCGGCUUUUGAUCUCAGCAAGUACGACUUUCACCUCCUGGGGGAGACGCUGGAAAGGGAGCUGAGCCACCACAAGCGGCAUGCCUUCCUGAUGGCCCUGCCCAACAUCUCCCUGCACAUCCUGGAGAAGAAGAAGGCUGCCAUGCUGAAGCAGAUGUGGCUGGUCUCCACCAUGGCCUGUGGUGUCCACGCCACGCCCAUCCCAGGGCUCCUGAUCUCCUGCGAUGUGGACAUCCUGGCCAGGACCCUGCAAGGUUACUGCAAGAGCUUUGGCCUGGAUGACGACUCUCUGGAGAAGCUGGCAGCAAAAGUGGGGCAGCCGGUGGGACAGAUGAAGGCUGUUAUCGAGGCACCACUGGCCCAGGAGAUCUCCAACAGCCUGGUGGUGCAGCUGCUGAUACAGGCAGGUGGCAAGGUGCCAAAGCUAUCCAAGGAGGUGCUGCGCUCUGUCCCUGUGCUGGGCUCCAUGGCCUCUGGAGCACUGUCUUUUGCCACCGCUUACAAGAUGCUGAGGAGUUUCAUGGAUGAGGUGACUGCCAGUGUCCAGAGGGUGCUGAUCAAAGCCUUCGAGGUGGAUGCUGAGAAAUGA